AUUAAAUACCUUUCAGUCAUGGAUCUCUAUCAUUUCCUGACAAAAAAAUCCCGACAAGAAUUAACAGGAACUAACACCAAGCCUAAUCUAAUGCAGGCUAACUUGUCAGGAUUUUGUUAUUGUCAGGAAAGUGGUUGUUCGGAAAAGAUCCCAUUAGAAAUAACUUCAGCA
This is a messenger RNA of Ambispora leptoticha, 171 nucleotides long. Lineage: Eukaryota; Fungi; Glomeromycota; Glomeromycetes; Archaeosporales; Ambisporaceae. The record is from the annotation of a GenBank genome assembly.